AUGCAAAAACUUCGUACAAAUUACGCACGUGUUACAUUUUCAUCAACCGAAAGAAUUAAACUCUUUGCAAUACAUCAAGAAUCAUCACAAACUCUUACUGAUUUUGAAAAUUCUCUUCGAGAUAAAUCAGUAACAUGUAAGUUUCCAAAUGAUUUUUAUGAAGAUGCUUUAAUUACAGCAUUCGUUGGUGGUUUAAAAAAUGAACAUGUUCGAAAACAUUUGAUGCAGCAAAAUUUAGAAACAUUUGAACAAACACUUAAUACAGCACGAAUAUUUGAAUCAGUUCUUAUUCAAGGUGCUAAUGUCAAAGAUGAUUCAUCAGAAGAAACAUCUGUUAUGGCAAUUGAAAAACAUAAUAAACAAAAUAAGAACGUUCAUCCCAAGUCGAUUUGUCAUAUUGCUAAAGUUUGUCGUUCACAAAUAACUUCAAACAACUACAAGGUGAAUACAAUAUUUUCUGUAACACAUGAACAAGUUACAGGUGACCAUCCAAUACGAAUUCUUAUUCAAACUGAUCGUUUACAAGUUCAAUUCGAAUUAGAUACAGGUUCUCCUGUCACGGUUAUUAAUGGUCAUACAUGGAACAAGAUGGGAAAACCAGAUCUACAACCUGUUAAAUCAACCUACAACAGUUUUUCAGGUCAUUCUAUUCGUUUGAAGGGAGAGAAGAUGGUCAAGGUGAAAUAUAGUGGUCAAAGUACUCAAUUACAACUUUUAGUUCGUGAUGGACAUCGGAAUAAUAUUCUCGGUCGUAAUUGGAUUAACGCUCUACAGUUAAACAAAAUACCACUAGGGAAGAUAGGUAUUAAAAGCCGUCAUGUUAAUGUCAAUCAUGAAAUGAAAAAGUUAAAGAACAUGAUGAUUUAUUACAGCAACAUCUUCAAAGAUACUAGCUGGAAUUUGAAACAACAGUUAAAAGAUGUUCAAGAUUUAUUACGUUCGAUCAUCAUCACUACAUCGAACAAGGAACAUUCUUUUAAUCAAGACAAGGUUUACAUUGAUGAUUUUCAUGGUGCUUUAACUAAGGUCAAAUCAACACCAGAAAAUCUUAUUUAUCGAAAUGAUAAUCAGAUUCAAAGUUCUCAAUGGUUAGAUAAUAAAGAUGUUAUUAUUGAUGAUAAUGUGAAGUCGCAACUAGAACAUGAGACAUGUUCAGCAAUACCACAACAUCAUUCAUCUGAUCAGGACACACGAACAUUUCAACGUUCUUCAGGACAUAAAAAAAAGAAGUGA
Molecule: messenger RNA, 1233 nt
Organism: Rotaria sordida
Lineage: Eukaryota; Metazoa; Rotifera; Eurotatoria; Philodinida; Philodinidae
Source: the annotation of a GenBank genome assembly